AAUAUGGCGCAUGUUGAUAUGAUAAAUUGACAGCUGUGUUUUGUCUUUGUACGGAAAUUGUAAUGUUUCUUUUAUAUCUCCAGCUUAACAAGAAAAAUAUUUAACAAUGACGAGGCCAUUUGGUAAUAACGAUAAGCGUUUUUCAAUCGACGAUGCGUUCGAGGAAGAGACUGAUGAAGCCAUAAAAGUGUACGGUGCAACUGGUGAUAGAUCGCCUUUACAGAAUAAAUUUAAGAAUGGGACGGAGUAUUUGUCCAGCAAAACAUACAAAUGCACGGAAGACACAGCGUCGCGGGAUUCGGACUCGCUUAUACACGAGUAUGUAGAAGCUACACAGUCCAUGUAUUGCUGGAACCACCCUAAGGUCCGGGAGAAUUGGAAAACAGUAUGUGCUGCUGUCGUGCUCCUCUUAGUGGGAGUAGGGCUUCUGGGCAUGGGUGCCUUUGCUGUAGCUGAACCAGAAAACGGUCUUCAAGGUGCAGUAUUCUUCGUAGCUGGUAUGAUAUGUUUUGUCCCUGGUGCAUAUCACGUUGUGUACAUUUGGCUAGCUGCCCGUGGGCAGAGAGGGUAUGAUUUCUACCACUUACCUUUGUUCACUUGAUUUAUCUAAUUAAGUAAAGCUUACAUUAAGUUUCUUAAGCUGUGGAGAUGUAAAUGAGAG
Pectinophora gossypiella (pink bollworm) is the source of this 661-nucleotide messenger RNA. Its product is annotated as transmembrane protein 134. Bases 107 to 601 code for a protein of 164 amino acids. The transcript is spliced from 2 exons. NCBI's taxonomy places the organism in Eukaryota, Metazoa, Arthropoda, Insecta, Lepidoptera, Gelechiidae. The record is from RefSeq and is a predicted model, not a curated record.